UAUGAUAUGGCGGAGUUGUUCAGUCGUCUGCGUCCUUUCUGUGUAAAGCUAGCUCAGCAGCCGUCUGUCGCGAGUGCUUGUAGCCUUAAGGAAGCACUGCAGGCUUUGAUCGAACCUCAGAUUCCUCACGAAUUGUUUGAAUAUAUUUUAUUUCCACUUCUGCUCAUUCUUAGAUCUCAAAGAACCAGCGAAUUGUUGAUAUUGACAGCUUUGGAUUGUCUUCGUCUCGUUUUACAAAAGACUUCAGUACGAAAGGAGGCCGUAGUCACUGAUUUGAUAACACAGUUGUGUGCAAAAGCCACAGGGCUGAGAUCGGCAAAACAUGAGGAUGAAGAUCAAGCAAACGUUAUACUUGAAAACAGCAGCGUGUCAGAAGAGAUUCGUCUAGCUUGCAUCAGCUGUGUAACGACGUUGCUUGAAUCGACAUCUUUAAGCGUCAGACAGUCUCUCUACAGUUUGGAGAGAGCUCCUGUGCUGGGAUAUGCUGUGUCCGUUACUUUGCAACUUACUACAGUUGAGACGAUGCGUCCAUUGCAAAUAGAAUCAAUGAAGUGUCUUCAGUCUCUUUGUUGGUGUUCAUCUCAUGAACUGGAUGCUGUACCAGUAGAUGUCCAGCCGAUCAGUGAUGGUGCUCGUCAGUGUUGUCAAGUUGUUGCUUCGUUUCUACCAGGUAUUGUCACAUCCAUAGCUAAGGUGAUUGUAGGUGACUCAAAGCAAGGGCAGGCAGUUUUAUCGAUGGCUUUUCUGACGUGGUCAUCUGUUGUUGCUGCGGCAAUGUGUGAUGCAUUGAUGCCAGCCGACAUUUCUAUAGAUAUGCACGAUGAAUAUCAAAAUGAGGAAACGGAGAAGAGAAAAGCACUUGUUACAAAUCAAGACAGAAGAUGGUGGAAAGUAACAGCCAGCAAAGUGCAGCAGUUGCUUAAACGGAUUCUUUCUGUUGGCAUUCACUCAGAAUGGAAGCUUCGUCUUUCUGUUUGUAAGUUUGCAAAGAUGCUUCUACUGAAAUGCAACAAGUCACUUGAGAAUUGUGUGCCAAUGCUGGUAGAUGUGUUGGUUUCACAUUUAAAUGAUGACUACAAACAAGUUGCUGAAUUUAGCAAGCAGUCAUUGGAUUGCUUCUCUGAGAUUGUUGUUGCUCAAGGUUCUGGCUCAUUGAUUUCUAUGUUUGUGGAGAAUAUUCAUUUGCUGAUCACUCGUUUACCAAGAAUUAUAAGAACAGCAGAUGAUGCACAGCGGCUGCCUACGUUGGAACUUUUGGUUGGAUAUUUGAGACUUUUGGGUCCACGGAUUUCUAGUUUGUUGUCUUCAUCUUCACAUCUGAAACGUCUUUCUCGGGCUUUGCUUCAGAUUCUUGAGCUUGUACCUUCGGACUUAAGAAUAAUGGAAGAGCAGAAUCUUCAGUUUGGAUUGACUGCUAAUAGUAUGCUGCAUUGCCCAGUAGCUAACCAUUCAUUUGGCCACUCAAUUUAUAAACUUCGGUUUUGCCAUUUUAAUGACGAAAAAAUACAAACAACUGUUGUGAAAUCAAUCAGGCUGUUGGGUUAUUAUGGAGAUAUUGCACUUCUAAUUGAUCAUUUUGUGGAGUUUAUUUCACCGCUAUCUCUUAUGAAAAAGCAAGCUAUUCUUAUUGUGAAUGAGUUAGUUCGAGGGACUGCAAUAAUUGGAUUUGGUUGUGGGCAAGAUGAAUUUCUGCAUUGCAAAGUGAACAGUGAACAGACCGUUGAGCAGCACAUAAGGUUUCUUCUUGCAGAGUAUGUACGUGAGUCAAAUUGGAACAUUCCAACUACAGUAGACACAAGGAUGGAAGACUUGCGAGCAAAUCAAAGUUCACAUUUUCUGUCUUCAGCAAGUGGUGAUGGUCUUACUGUUCAGACAUUGAACAGCAACACGAUGUUUAUUUGCUUAUUAUUGGACGGCAUUGCUGCUUUUGCUGAAGUUUUGGGAAAACAAUUUGAUACUCUUCUGAUUACAGCGCUUUAUCCAAUUAUGGAGAAACUGGGUGACAGUAAAGGAGUCAUCAGUCAAACUGCAUUGAAUACAUUGAUGGUCAUUUGUCAAAGUUGUGGUUACAGGUUGUGUGACUUUGGUGUUGUGGCUGUCUGCUUGCUGUAUGUGUGGUGUAUUUGCAGUUCUGUGAGCUCUGUAAUAGGACGUAACGCUGAUUAUCUGAUUGACACUGUGUCUCUGAACUUACGACAUUUGGAUAUGAAUCCUACAACGGCAAGGGUAUUGAAAGUUAUGUUUCAACAGAGCAGUGAUGAAACAUUUUUGCCUCUUGUUGAUGACACACUUCACGAGGUGUUUUCUUGUCUGGAUGGACAUUUUGAUGAGACUGCACUUCUCCUUAUGCCGGUCUUGCAGAGUCUUAUUGAGGCAGUUUGUCGGUGGUUUUGUAACACAGGGAAGCAAACGGCAACGAACAGUCGUGUUGAAGGAUUUAGCAGUGAAGAUAGCAACAUGAAAGGCUGUAGUGUCAGUCAGUAUUUGUUGCAAUAUUGCAAGAAACAAGAAGUGGAGGAGACAGACAACGUCGAGAACAAUCAAGAUGAUGAAAGCAAUGAACAAGAUGAAGAUGCUGAUGAAAUAGAUUACUCUGAGGACAAGCAAGAGCCAACAGCAGCCCAUGUUUUGCUGACAGUAGAGGUGUUGGAACGUUGUACCCAUUAUGUAUCAUCCAAGAAUGCUCGUCUUCGGCUUAUGGUUUUGUCUGUGAUACAGAAUGGACUUGCCAUAUUGAACCCAGCUACAGAUCAGCUUUUACCACAAGUUCACAAACUUUGGUCUCCACUUGUGAGACGGUUGAAUGAUGUUGAACCCAUUGUGUUGAUAAAAGCUCUUGAUGUUUUGUGCACAAUGGCUGAGGUGUCUGGUGAUUUUAUUCGAAGGCGCGUUGCUGCUGAUGUGUGGCCGUCUUUAUCUAAAACUUUAGAGGGAUUGACUGGAGUGAGUUUGCAGGCUGGAACAUCAUAUAAACACACAGUGAAUUUUAAACUUCAGAGGGCUAUUCUGACUACUGUGACUGUUUUGAUAUCUAAGUUGGAUAUGGGAGAUGUGGAGCUCAGUAAUAUAGCAGCGUCUGCACUUCUGUAUCUGAAUAUGAAACAGCCCGGAGAGUUGCAAGAGGCUGCAUUGGGACUGUUCAAGACAUUGGCUGGUGUUGAUUCAGAUGCCACGUGGCUGAUCCUCAGUGAAGUAGUCGGUUGUUGUUUGCCGUCACCUCAUCCGUGCUUCUCUUCCAUUAAACUGGGGACUGGAAGCAGAUUUAGGGGAAUCCAGUUUCCAGAAGUAGUACUGGACAUGUUUGAUGGACUGUCUUCUCCCGGUUUUAGUUAGCUUGUAAAAGAAUCAUGCAGAAGUUGGAGGUCUAUGUAGUCGUAUGCAUAUGCAUGUUAUUGUACAUAUGGUAUGCAUUCAUGACUUUCCAUUCACAGUUUCUCUUGACAGUUAAGGUAAAAAUUAGAUCUAAGCUACAGAAAUUGAAGCUGCUUUCUUGAUUAUAAUUUAUAACCUGAAAUCAUACAUGUGCUGUACUGGCGUGAAGCACAGAUUUAGUGUCUUAAGUUAUCAAUAUUACAAUUUUUUAAAUU
Messenger RNA from Corticium candelabrum, 3587 nucleotides. RefSeq names its product TELO2-interacting protein 1 homolog. Lineage: Eukaryota; Metazoa; Porifera; Homoscleromorpha; Homosclerophorida; Plakinidae. The transcript is spliced from 31 exons. Gene Ontology annotation, cellular component: cytoplasm. The coding region runs from base 7 to 3333 and encodes 1108 amino acids. Gene Ontology annotation, biological process: chromatin remodeling. The record is from RefSeq and is a predicted model, not a curated record.